CAACGGUCUUCUAGAACAAGCGGGACCUUGAAGGACCGAACCCUUCGUUGUUGUUGACCUACACUCAUAUCCCAUACCCCAAGAUGCAUUAUAUCAGAUUCCUUCGAGCGCCUAAAUUUGUUCAGGAGCGUCACGGCGCCUUUGUCCAAUUACUCUUCACCAUAACGACUGACCUCGGAGACUCAUUCUUGUAUCCUGAGAGGUUCUUGGACCUUCAAGUCGUUGCUGUCGCUGCCUCACCUGAAGGCGGCUCAACAUGGCUUCUCUCGGAUCCUGGACACCUUCACUGGCAACCUGGUAUGCGCGUCGCCAAGCCAACAUUGGAACUUCCCAUCGCUCUUGAACGAGCUGUUGAAUCUGGAAUGAGAGUUCACGUUUGUGUCAGAGCAUCAGAGCCUCAACACACAGCUGAGAGUGUCCCCCGUAUCCUAGCCUUGUCGGCUGAGAAGAUGCGGUAUCGGCGGGAAGCUGCGGAAAAAGGUGCUGUCAUGCCAGCUUGGGUACCAGUGACCGCUCAACCCUCAGAGACGGAUGUAUCCAUUCGAAGACUUGUUUUGAGCGACUCACCCGAUGGUCUGGGGACUAUGGAGAUUGAAGAGGAGAUCGGUGAGAGCAUAGCACGCCACAUAUGGGAUGGAGGCGUGAUGGCGACAUGUGCACUUGCUGGAAUCGAGGCUGCUCCUAAUAGCGAGUCCAGCCAGAACCCCUGCAUGAGGACCAUGAAAAACAUCUUUAGCCAACAAGACACAAUCCGUGUGUUGGAAUUGGGUUGCGGUGUGGGCAUUUUGGGUCUUGGGCUCGGCGCUGUGUACCCUCAACUAGGAUCUCUCGAAGGUGACUGCACCAUUCUGAUGACAGAUCUACCAGAAGCUGAGCAGCGAGCCAGAGCCAACAUGAAGAGGUUGGAGAAGUCACACUUGCGAUUCCAAGAGAAUCCGGUACAUAUGCUUUACGAAAACUUGGACUGGGAGGAGGGCAGGCAGGGUCGCUUUGGACCAGCGGUUCGAUCUGGACCUUGGGAUCUCGUGAUGCUCAGCGAUUGCACCUACAAUGUCGACAUGCUUCCGCCUCUGGUGGAAACCCUAUCAGCCAUCCACAUGGCAAACCUAACCUACUUCCCCAAAGGGGAACCGUUUACUACAAAAGUCUUUUUGGCCACCAAGCCACGCCACGACUCAGAGGAGGUUCUGUAUGAGCUAAUGGAUAAGCAAGGCUGGUAUAGCGUUCACAAGCAAAUUAUCCGAAAGCCUGUCCUUGGCGAGGCGCCUCAAAUUGUCGAACUUCAUCUGUUUGACAAAUCUGGGCUCAGCGAGGGCCAGAGCGCAACAAGAACAGAAGUCAAGAGAGAAGAGAAGAAGGAAUUUGACGACGAAGGCGAUGCGUCAGACACCGAGUCGAGUGUCUCGUCAGACGAAGAGUCGGAGUACUAGGCAGGCUCUGGUGAUCUCGUGCUAAUGCUGGGCGACGAUGGCCUCAGGCGUUCAAUCUGCGCAAGGCGACCGCAUCACCAACUUUUCCGGAAUCGCGACAUCCAAUUAUCUAAAUGAUGCUUGCACCGUUACACCAGAAGCGCAAACGACAGACACCCUCAAUAGGCUACCACCACCAACUCGCUCGAAAAAACACCAGCUCUACAGACCAUGAUGGUGUCAGAGGCUCAAAUUCAUUGGGGUUACCCCGCGGAUGGUGUAACGCUCUCGCCAUGCGGCCCAGCCUGAUUAUUGUGAGGAUUGGGUAGACCGAACCACUAGGAUUGAAUUGGCGGGGGAACAAGAGAUGACUUGCUUCUGGGCUGACCGGUGUAGUGGUGUGGUGGUGAUGAGUUGGCCCUUAGACAUACGAACGGACAGAUGAGGCUCUGCGAAGGGGGCCUCAAAAGUUGACAAUCCUUUUUUCUUUUUCUCUUUCCAAGUCAUGUAUUUAGCGACGAAUUUUAUAUAAUGUGGGCAAUUUCUGGCGAUGGGAGGUAAAUAAAUUGAACAUAA
Fusarium graminearum PH-1 is the source of this 1985-nucleotide messenger RNA. RefSeq lists its product as uncharacterized. Bases 84 to 1430 code for a protein of 448 amino acids. The transcript has a single exon. Lineage: Eukaryota; Fungi; Ascomycota; Sordariomycetes; Hypocreales; Nectriaceae. The record is from RefSeq and is a predicted model, not a curated record.